This is a messenger RNA of Phytophthora nicotianae INRA-310, 1332 nucleotides long. RefSeq lists its product as hypothetical. Gene Ontology annotation, molecular function: RNA binding; metal ion binding. The transcript has a single exon. The record is from RefSeq and is a predicted model, not a curated record. Lineage: Eukaryota; Oomycota; Peronosporomycetes; Peronosporales; Peronosporaceae. Bases 52 to 1263 code for a protein of 403 amino acids.
CGCGCCGCAACCAGCAAUUGCAUCGCAGUCUUCGACAAGCUCCGUGCAGCUAUGCGCUCGAACGACAGCCAGAAGAUCAUCGUGGUGGGCAUCCCCAAGACGCUGGAUGACGCGCAGCUGUCUGAGCUCUUCAGCGAGUUCGGCGCCGUGGCCGAGGCCAAAGUGGUGCUGGAUGCAGCCUCCAACUCGUCGCGCGGCUUCGGCUUCGUGACGUUCACGGCUGGUUCGGCCAUGCGCGCUGCCAUCAAAGGAAUGAACAAGAAGGUGAUCCAGGGCCGCACACUGAACGUGCGACAGCUGGUGCCCAAGGACCAGUUCCAGGCACAGAAGAAGGAGGCGCCCGACGCGAGUCAGCGACCGUGCUGGCUGCUGCGCAAGGGCAAAUGCACCAAAGGCGAUAACUGUCCGUUCUCGCACGAUAUUAAGGACGGCGAGUUCGGCAACUGCUUCGAAUUUGUGCAAACUGGAGAAUGUAAACGUGGAGAUAAGUGCAAAUUCUCGCACCCGCAGAAAACGGAGGAAGGAGAAGAUGAUGAGAAGAAGGAGAACGUCAAGAGUGAGGCGAAACCAGUGGAGAAGCGCGUGUGCUACAGUUUCCAGAACGGACGGUGUCAUAGAGGCAAGAAGUGUCUGUACGCGCACGAGUUGCUGGUGAAUGGAGAGCAGAAGAACGAAAAGAAGAACGAGAGGGUGAAGAAGCAGCCGUUCGAAGUUGUAAACGAGAAGAGCGAGGCAGGAAAGAAACGGAAACGACCCGAAGAGACGGAGAGUGAAGAGGAGGUGGAGAGUGUGAAGCAGAAGAAGCCACAACCUGCUGCUGCGGGGCUGGCGGCGCAUGUGAACAACUUUAUGGCGAGUCAGAAGCCAGUGACGCAGCAGAAGCCAAAGUCUGAGCCGAAACAGAUGAAGCAGCAGAGUGGACCGAAGAAGUUUGAGUGGAAAGCCAAGGUGCAGCCGAGUAGUCAGAAGCAGGAGCGUCAACAGGUACAGGUGCUGGCAAAGGAGGAAUACGAAGUGCAGGAGGAAGUACGGCGUCCGGUUAAGAAGAUCAAGACGGAGAAGAUCGAUAUGGGAGCUGCGUUUGACGGGGUCUCGGACGACGAAUCUGGCCCAGUACGUGGUGGCAAGAAGAAGAAGGUGGACAAGGAGACGAUGCGCGCGAACCGUGAGAAGCUGAAACAGGAUCGUCGUGCCAAGCGGAGUGCGAAGAAGACGGCGCUGUCGAAGCUGUUGACGAAGGGCGAAGUCGAGCUGGGUGUUUGAUGAUAUUAGGCGCUGCAAUAGACCUCAUAAUGCGAGAGAUUCAUAGAAUUGAUAUUUUUAUGGUGGUAA